AUGGGUGGUCCACCGAAACGCCGCGCCCAGGCUGAGAAGAAGAGCUCCGGCUCAUCCGGCGACUCGUCCUCUGCCUCGCGUGAUCCCACUCAGCGGUCUACGCCAAAGUCCAUCCCUCGCCUCGACGGGAACCGUGAUCCCUUGAUCAGUGGCCCGCAUCGUGUCCCCACCGAGUAUUCCAAGGUCACGGACCUCAAGAACAUCUCCGAGUUCUUGGGUCUAGCUGGCUGGUAUACCGCUCGUGGUGAUCUCUACCAAUUUCGAAACUUCGACGUCGAUACUAACACAUGGAAGAUCACUAUCCCGGAUUCGCUUCCCCAGCGUCCGGCCAAGUUCAACAGCAACGGCAGGGAGAUUAGCGUCACCCUAAACACAUUCAAUGUCGUCCAGGCUCCGAACACUGUGGUCCACCAGUACGAUGUUGCUUGGGGUGGCGACACAGAUGCGACCAAGCGCGUUCUGAUCAAGAAGAUCUGGCACUCCAAUGCUGUCAAGGCCGCCCUCGGUGAACCGACCAACUUGUGGGUCUAUGACGGCAACAAGCUUGCUUGGUCUGGAAAGCGUCUCGACCGUGAUGAGACCCGCAUCACCGUCGACCUGGACGAGGAACAGGGUAGGCCUCAGAAUGGCGGCCGCUCUGGCAAGGGCAACAAACACACCAUAUUCCUCAAGUGGACUCGCCAGGUUGACUUCAACCAUCUCCGUGCCUUCCUUGAUGGCCAGGCUUCCUGGUCGCCUGAUUGCAUCGACACCAUCAACUUCCUUGACCAUGUCAUGCGAGAGGGUCCUAGCCAGAAGUACACCCAGAUCAAGAAGUCGUUCUUUCAGCGCGGCGAGCAGCGGUUCGAUCUCGGCGGUGGCAUCGAGGCUUUCAAGGGUGUCUUUGCCUCUCUCCGCCCGGUUCUCAACGAGAAGUUCCAGAAGACUCUCUCGGUCAACGUCGAUGUCGCCAAUGGCACCUUCUGGCGCGCCCAGGAGCUGACCCGUGCCAUCGGUCAGGUCUUCAACUGUGGUCCACCACAGUUCCAACAGCGUUUCCGGGAUGCCAAGCGCGACUGGAAGCACUCUCAGCUGAAGAAGGACCUCCGACGCUUCAAGCGGGUUGGUGUCACUGCCUUCCACGUCAAGGAGAAGGAGACGCAGUGGACCAUCGACGAGUUCGUCGGCAUGGAUGCUACCGAGGCCAUGUUCCCUGAUCCCGAUGAUCGACGCCCAGGAGUCCCUCCCACCCAACUUCGCCAGAUCUCCGUUCACAAGUACUUCCAGACCAAGUACGGUCUCAAUUGCACGUCCAACUUGCCCGUGGUCAAGAUGACGAAGAAGAUUCGCGGUGGCGCCGUUUAUCUCCCUAUGGACUGGCUGAAGAUCGAUCCCAACCAGCGCUACAACACCAAGCUGAGCGACGUUCAGACCUCGGCCAUGAUCAAAUUCGCCGUUACUCUCCCUAAGGACCGAUGGGCUGCUGUCAUGCAUGGCGUUCGACUCCUCAACUGGGACAAGGACGAUUAUCUCAGCCACUACGGCUUGAAGAUCGCACCGAAUGCCACCAAAGUCAAGGCUCGCGUCCUCCCUUCCCCGUCCGUUCAGUUCGGCCAAGGCAGCCGCCAGGCCACUGUCGAUCCGAAAGAUUUGGUGCAAGGCCGUUGGCGGCUUGAUGGACGCAAGUUCGCUCUGCCCAACAAUGAGCGUCCCAUCAAGGCUUGGGGCGUCUGCGUCAUUCAGGGUAGGGGCGCCGUCGCACAGCCUCAAGUCGAGAACUUCGUCGAGAACUUCGUCAAGAUCUACGAGAGCCACGGCGGUCAGAUCAUGUCGCACCCAAAGUUCGGCAAGAAGCCAUGGAUGGGCCCGGGCAACCUCGCUGAUGGAGGUGAGCUGGUCGCGAAGGCCUUCAACGCUACUGGCAACCGAUAUCAGAUGCGGCCAUCCUUCAUGAUCUUCAUCGUCAACGACCGCAACGUCGACGUAUAUCGCCGUAUCAAGAAGUCCUGCGACAUCCGCUUUGGUGUGGCCUCCCAGGUCCUGCAGUCGAAGCACGUCAUGGGCUCUUCCCCGCAGUACAUCUCCAAUGUCUGCAUGAAGGUUAACGCCAAGCUCGGCGGUGCUACCUGCGUUGCAAAGUCCACUACACUGCCCAAGAUUGCGCCGAAAUCCAGCAGCAUUCCAACCAUGGUCGUCGGUGCCGACGUCUCUCAUCCUGCGCCUGGUGCUGCCUCUGGCGAGGCUGCCUCGUUCGCCGCCAUCACCGUCUCAGCUGAUUCUCUCUUCGCUAGGUACUGGGCCGAUGUCCAGACCAACGGCAAUCGUGUGGAGAUGGUCACUACGAACAACAUUGACGAGCACUUUGGACCUAUGGCCAAGAACUGGAUGCAGCGCGUCGGCAAGGGCCUGCCUCCAGCGCGUGUCCUCUAUAUUAGGGACGGUGUUUCUGAGGGCCAGUACGCCGCCGUGCUCGAAGAGGAGGUGCGCGACAUGAAGGAGUGCUUCAAGAAGAUUGGCUGCAAGCAGGAGCCGAAGUUCACCGUGGUCAUCGCCGGCAAGCGGCAUCACAUCCGCUUCUUCCCCGACCAGGGCGAUCGCAACAAGAACCCCCUUCCUGGAACCCUCGUUGAGACCGGUUGCACUCACCCCUUCGAGUUCGACUUCUACCUCUGCUCCCAUGUCGCUAUCAAGGGUACCGCUCGACCGAUCCACUACCAGUGCAUCUUGAACGAGGGCAACUGGGAGGCCGCCGAGCUGCAACAGUUCAUCUUCGAGCAUUCCUAUCAGUAUAUUCGCUCGACGACCCCGGUCUCACUCCACCCGGCCGUGUACUAUGCUCACCUGGCUGCCGAUCGUUCCCGAGCCCACGUCAACGACACUCCCGUCUCUUCGGGCAAGAAGGAGGCCAAGGCUGAGCAGCGCUCAUCUACCGGCUCUUCCAAGAACCAGGUCGAGAUUGCGCCGCUCCAGGCGAUCAGCAACGUCAUGGGUCUCAAGGAGGUCAUGUGGUACGUCUAAGGAACGACUGCGGCGGAUGCGAUGGAUGAUGGAAUUUGGACGACAUCAAGGGCUAUGACGACUGGGUUCGGUGGGGUUUAUGGAUGCUAUGGUUCGGCGAUGGUCGAGGGCUAGGGUCUCAUUG
Molecule: messenger RNA, 3121 nt
Organism: Trematosphaeria pertusa
Lineage: Eukaryota; Fungi; Ascomycota; Dothideomycetes; Pleosporales; Trematosphaeriaceae
Product: Piwi-domain-containing protein
Exons: 6
Coding region: 1-2997 (998 amino acids)
Molecular function (GO): protein binding; RNA binding
Source: RefSeq, a predicted model, not a curated record